CGGGAGGCGGUGGCAGCGCCGGACACGACGGACUGAACCUCCCCCCACCGCCCCCCGGUGCCUGGGCCGGGGAUGGGGAACGUGGAGAGCGCGGACGGGGAGGCGCUGCCCCGGGGCCCGGGAUCGGCGGCGGCCCCCGGGGGACCCGGGCUGUUCGCCCCGGGCAAGAUGCCGAUGCCGGAGCCCUGCGAGUUGGAGGAGCGCUUCGCACUGGUGUUGAGCUCCAUGAACCUGCCCCCGGACAAAGCCCGGCUCCUGCGCCAGUACGACAACGAGAAGAAAUGGGACCUCAUCUGUGACCAGGAGCGGUUCCAGGUGAAGAGCCCGCCCCAUGCCUACAUCCAGAAGCUGCGCAGCUUCCUGGAGCCGGGUGUGACGCGGAAGAAAUUCAGGAGGAGGGUGCAGGAAUCCACCAAAGUGCUGCGGGAGUUGGAGAUCAGCCUGAGGACGAACCACAUCGGGUGAGAGUGG
This is a messenger RNA of Malurus melanocephalus (red-backed fairy wren), 471 nucleotides long. It is a transcript of the gene FMNL3, whose product is annotated as formin like 3. The record is from RefSeq and is a predicted model, not a curated record. Gene Ontology annotation, biological process: regulation of cell shape; cell migration; cortical actin cytoskeleton organization. Gene Ontology annotation, molecular function: actin filament binding; small GTPase binding. The transcript has 4 exons. The coding region runs from base 73 to 465 and encodes 130 amino acids. Gene Ontology annotation, cellular component: cytosol. NCBI's taxonomy places the organism in Eukaryota, Metazoa, Chordata, Aves, Passeriformes, Maluridae.